This is a messenger RNA of Amborella trichopoda, 2673 nucleotides long. The record is from RefSeq and is a predicted model, not a curated record. Lineage: Eukaryota; Viridiplantae; Streptophyta; Magnoliopsida; Amborellales; Amborellaceae.
AAAAGUUUAGACUUGUAGAGAGAGAAAGAUGGAGAGAGAUGUCUCUAAUCUCUAGAGAGAGAGAGGUUUGGUCUUCUUUAACAUGGCGUUUUCCUUGUGCUUUGGUUAUUGAAUCACUUGAAAGCUCCACGUUCUCUUUGGUAGUUAGGGUUUAUGGCCUCGUGUUUAGGAGCCGCUUCUUAUGGAUAGAAGUGGUUUCUUUUGAGCCUCUUUCUAUUUGAGCCCAUGGAGUUCUACAUCUGCAUUAGGGUUUUGUGGAGAAGUCUUGAAGUUUAUGGAGGAUUUUAAAGAUACAGGCCCGUAUUAUGCAUUUGAACCAUGGAUUUUGAUGUCAGGCAGAAAAUAGGGUUUUUUUGAAGCUAAAGCUGAUUUUGUUUUUCUGGUUAGUUACAUAUUUCGAAGUAUAUGAGAUAUCAGUUCUAGGUGUUUGGUAAUGACAGAGAGCAGUAUUUUCUAUUUGAAACCAUGGAUGUUCUGUCUAGCUGGAAAUUAAGACUGUUCUGCGAAAGAUUUUUUCUAUUUAUUGGAAAGUUAUUUUCAAUUUCUGAGUUAUUAUACAUGCUCAAUUUCUAGGUGUCCCUUGAUAUUUGGAUAUACAAGUGAGAAACUAUACUAAUCAGAAAACUAGAAGGUGGAGAACUUGAAAAUUUUACUUUAUAAUACCAGUUCAGAGGCUUCACCCUCACUGAGAUGAUUUUCAUGCUUAUAAUUAAAAACUUCAUAUUUAUUAUCCAUUUGAUUCCACAAUUUUCAUUCCAGGUUGGAUUCAGGGUUUAAUAAAGAUGGAUUCAUUCUCAUCUACUUUGGAUUUGACGUGUUAGCAGACGUUAUCGAACUGUAUUGCACGUUUGGCAUAAAUGGACUAAGAGUAAUGGACAGAAACUGCAGAUUCCCUUCUAAUUUUUUACCUUUUUGAGCAUGGAACUGCAAUCUACAAUAUGGCGAUUUAGGCCAACGAAAAAAGCCAUUUGGAUGUCUUCCCUCAACUUAACUUGGGUAAAGUUUCAAUGCGAGUGAUAGAUUUGAAGGAUAGGAAAUUCCCAACUACAUCUGAUUUUAGAAUUUCAUAAAAGCCGCUUCUAUUCCAUGUUAUCAACUAUACUUGGAAUUUACUGGGAAUGCUGGAUCCCGAAGCGAAGUCUCAGAAUUACGGUUUUCAAAAUCAGAAAAUGGAAAAAAACUGUGAGUUUUGUGGCAAAUCAAGAUCGCUCAUCUACUGUAAGGCUGAUGCUGCUUUUCUUUGCUUGGCCUGCGAUGCUCGUGUCCACUCUGCAAAUGCCCUGUCUCAUAGGCAUGUGCGUGGGCUACUUUGUGGAUCAUGCUCCACAGAACAAGCCGUGCUCAAGUGUAUGGACCACAAACUCUUCUUUUGUCGAACUUGUGAUUGCGAUUCUCACCAUAAUGUGGUCCAACAUAGUAAGAGGCUUGUGAAUGGUUACAUUGGGUGUCCACCUGCUAAGGAUUUUGCAGCUUUAUGGGGGAUUGAUUUGAAUUUGUGCAGGGAAAUGGGGUUUGCUCAUUUUCUUAAAGAUGAAGAAGGUUUUAGAGUGGAUGUGAGCAAGGGGCGGAUUGCAGGUUCUUCGAUGAGUUCAUUGUUGGAUGGAUCUGGUGCUUCAAUGGCUGAAUUAAAUGAAAUGAUUUUGGGGGCAUCUGUUGCAGAUUGUUCAAUGAGUUCAUCAAGUCAAAACAAGGUGGUUCACAAUAAUCAAUGGCACCAAGCAAACUACCCCAUUCUACAACAGCUCUUUGAUUUGGAAAAAUUGCAACUUUCAGAAAGCAUCAGCCGACCUUCUUCAUUGCGAGUGCAAAAUGAAGUUUUUAGACCUGAAACUCAAACUUGCAGGCAGCUAAGCCAAGACAAUGAUAUGAAUCAGCAACACUCCCAAGGAGAGCAUAUUGAUAAGCAGCAAGUGGAUAAUCUUAAUCUUCAUCUGCAGCAACAAAUGCAGCCUUUUUCAUUGAUUACAUCUCAACCGCAGCCACUGAGUUCUUCUUCUAAUGCUGGAGUCUCUUUGCAAGGCGAUUCAUUUUGGCAGUGUAAAAGUCCAGUUCAAAGUAAUCAGUUGUGGUCUCAAAGCAUGCAAGAUCUUGGGAUUUGCAAAGAAAUAGAGUGUUGUGAUGGUUUCAACAUGCCGGAUGUUGAUCCCACAUUCCAGAACAUUGAAGAUCUUAUUGGGGGUGGUCCUGAUCAAGCUGCAUCAAUAUUUGAUGAUACAGAUGCGGGUUGCUCCUACAUGGGAAGGGAUGUAUCCAUUGGCAAAUCAGAUAGAGUCUGUCAAAGAUCCUUCAAGAAACUUCAUGAUCAUAAGUGUCACGACCUCCUAUCGGAGAUGGUCAUGAUGGAGAGCGAGUAGGACAUGCCGUUAUCGCCGACGUAUACAUAGAUUUAUUAAGAGAAGAUCAUCCUAUGCUUUCUCUUUCCAACAACACUCUUUCAAGUGAGUUUCCUUUAUGUAUGGUGGUUCCCAAAUGAAUGCUCUUUCUAUGUAACUGUGAAGCUGGUAGGUUGUUUAUAGAAAGCCGGUGAGAUAACAAAAGCACUCAUGUUUUGUAUGAGAAGGAAAAACAUUAUGAAGUUACCCUCUUUGUGCAUUUCAUAAUUUCAUGAAAUGGAGGAUACGUUUCGUUAUUUAUCUUUUGAAAUGGAAUAAGAACAUACAUUUUCUGUGGUCA